AAAGGAACCGGUGGCAGCUUGGUUCCUGCGCGGAUGCUGGGGCUGUAGGCGCCGAGCUUUCAGCUGGUUGCAGCUCCCAGGGAGGAAGACGCCGGGGCUCGCCUUCCCUACGCUGCCUCCGCCACUGCCAUGAUUCCGGUGUCGCUGGUGGUAGUGGUGGUGGGCGGCUGGACUGCCGUCUACCUGACCGACUUGGUGCUGAAGUCAUCUGUGUAUUUUAAGCAUUCUUAUGAAGACUGGUUGGAAAACAAUGGAUUGAGCAUCUCCCCAUUUCACAUAAGGUGGCAAACUGCUGUUUUCAAUCGUGCCUUUUACAGUUGGGGACGGCGGAAAGCGAGGAUGCUUUACCAGUGGUUCAAUUUUGGAAUGGUGUUUGGCGUAAUUGCUAUGUUCAGCUCUUUUUUUCUCCUGGGGAAAACGCUGAUGCAGACUUUGGCACAAAUGAUGGCUGACUCACCCUCUUCUUAUUCUUCUUCCUCUUCUUCCUCUUCCUCUUCUUCCUCUUCCUCUUCUUCCUCUUCCUCCUCUUCCUCUUCUUCCUCUUCCUCCUCUUCUUCCUCCUCCUCCUCACUUCACAAUGAACAAGUGCUACAAGUUGUGGUUCCUGGUAUCAAUUUACCUGUCAACCAACUGACCUAUUUCUUCGCUGCAGUUCUCAUUAGUGGUGUUGUACAUGAAAUUGGACAUGGGAUAGCAGCUAUUAGGGAACAAGUUCGAUUUAAUGGCUUUGGAAUUUUUCUCUUCAUUAUUUAUCCUGGAGCAUUUGUUGAUCUGUUCACCACUCAUUUGCAACUUAUAUCACCGGUCCAGCAGCUAAGGAUAUUCUGUGCAGGUAUCUGGCAUAAUUUCGUCCUUGCACUCCUAGGUAUUUUAGCUCUCGUGCUUCUCCCUGUAAUUCUCUUGCCAUUUUACUACACUGGAGUUGGGGUGCUCAUCACUGAAGUUGCUGAGGACUCACCUGCCAUUGGACCCAGAGGCCUUUUUGUGGGAGACCUUGUCACCCAUCUACAGGAUUGUCCUGUUACUAAUGUACAAGAUUGGAAUGAAUGUCUAGAUACCAUCGCCUAUGAGCCCCAAAUUGGUUACUGUAUUAGUGCAUCAACUUUACAGCAGUUAAGCUUCCCAGUUAGAGCAUACAAACGGCUAGAUGGUUCGACUGAAUGUUGUAACAAUCACAGCCUCACAGAUGUGUGCUUUUCCUACAGAAAUAACUUUAAUAAGCGUUUGCAUACAUGCCUACCCGCCCGGAAAGCAGUUGAAGCCACACAAGUUUGUAGAACCAAUAAAGACUGUAAAAAAAGUUCAAGUUCCAGUUUCUGUAUAAUACCUUCUUUGGAAACUCAUACUCGCUUAAUAAAAGUGAAACAUCCUCCUCAAAUUGAUAUGUUGUAUGUAGGCCAUCCACUGCAUCUUCAUUACACAGUGAGCAUCACCAGUUUUAUCCCACGCUUCAACUUUCUAAGCAUAGACCUGCCUGUGGUUGUGGAGACAUUUGUCAAGUACCUGAUUUCCCUCUCAGGAGCUCUGGCUAUUGUUAAUGCAGUGCCCUGCUUUGCUUUGGAUGGUCAGUGGAUUUUAAACUCUUUCCUAGAUGCCACCCUUACCUCAGUGAUUGGAGACAAUGAUGUCAAAGAUCUGAUAGGAUUUUUCAUCUUGCUUGGUGGCAGUAUACUUUUGGCUGCCAACGUGACCUUGGGACUCUGGAUGGUUACAGCACGGUAAUAUUUGCAUUCAUCUGGCAGAAUGAUCCUUGGUAUGAAAUAUAAAGUGUUUCCUUAAAAUUACAUUUUAACUAACAACUUUAAGCUCCUCGUGUAUCAGAAUAUCCAAACUCUGGGAUGGAGGAUAAACAGAAGAAAUGAAAGGCAUAGUCUCUGACUACAUUCUGAUUCUAAAGAUUGAACUUAACAAAUUUCAGAUGCUUGUGGAACAAUUGCUAAACAAGUGAAAAUUCAUGUUAAACCAUUUUGUGCAACUCCGGAUCAUGUUGCAGUAGUGUAAAGGAGAACAGAAUUAGGUGGAAUUAAUUGGGGCAAACUUUUUGAAAAAACAUCAUGAAUCCAGAUUUGAAGAAGACCAGAAUCUGGCCAAGUGGAAGGGAGAUGCUGCUGGACCGCAUGCCACCAGUCCCACUCCUGAAGCAGAAUGUUCAAGGAGUGUGUCCGAAAAGCAGAGGCUGGCUGCUCCAAGGAGGAAAGGCUAUGCUUCAACCAGCCUUGCUCUACUUGAAGAAAGGGCUCUCCCAGAAGAGAGGCAACCUGAAGGAUUCACCCAAGUGUUUCUGAGCCAGGACCUCUAGCACACUUUGGACAGUGGUGGCAUAAAAUAAUUGGAGGCAACCUGAAAAGCUAUUGGAGCUGUGGAGACCAUAUUGCAGCCAUUAAGCAGUAGAGAAAAGCAAACAUGCUGAGAACGGCAACAUAUGGGAAUGGAAAGAGCCUGGGUCACUGACAGCACUGUUUAGCUCAGGAUGACCAUCUACCUCUAAACUUGUUAGUACAGCUAGAGGGUCUUGAAGGGCAGAGGAAUUUCUUUCUCCCCAACGGUUGGCACAUUUCACAGUAUACUUUCUACUCGCUGGACACCUCUUGACCUGACAUUGCUGCAGUUGAGAGAUCCUUGGGACAAUUACAUUCAGCUGGCAGCAGGUGAAAUUUCUUACCAGGUGAAAUUCCAGCCUCCUGGAAUGUCUAUGUGUGGAGGUAAAUGGAGCCAGAGUGGCCCAACUUUGAGAACACAGCUGCAUCACUGUCUCCUGAAAUGGGUCUAACUGAACUGACUUAUUGCAAGGACUGGUCCACCAAGACAGAAUGAUCUACCUGCUCAACUUUUAUACGUGAAGCUUAAGGGAAGUGUCAGAGGAGGGAACUACAGGGGCCAAGGGCAGUACGCUCCAAGAUGGCCCACUCUGGCAUGAACAUUAUUUCGAGUCAAAAGCAAUCAAAACCCAGCAGGUUACAGAGCCCCUGUGAGCGUGAGCUCAUCACAUGGCUGCCCACCAAGAUACUACAUUUCUCAGUCUCCCUUGAAGUAUGCUCCACACGGAGCCCAAUGUGGGGCUUGAGCUCUUGACCCUGAGAUCAAGACAUGAGUUGAAAUCAAGAUUUGGACUCUUAACCAGUGGAAUCACCCAGGUGCCCCUAAACUGACUUCUCUUAGUAUCCACAAUUACUGAAGCUGAGAUCAAGGAACUGACACAGGGCAUUGGCCAAAAUCUUCCACCCAGAAGCCCAACUCCUCCCAGGAUGAGGCAGGCUUUGAGCUGAGGUCAUACAGGUGUCAAAGUUGGCAGUGAAGGUGAGCUAGGACCUGGAGGCCUGGUAGAGUGGCUGGAUAGGGAAUGGACCUAUUGGGGAUCUUGAUGAAAUCUGUGAGCAAUGGGCUGAAAGUAUCAAAAAGGAGACCUUCCUGUUUUCCUCACCCCUGCACUUGAAAAGGCAGACUGUUUCCCUUAAGUCAAGCCUGCCUGUUACCAAGAGAUUCAAGCAUGUCUUAGACACUGCUGUGUCAUAUAUGCCUCAGGAGCAUGGGGUUUUUGUCCUUCUUCUUUUUAACAUUCUGUUUUCUGUGCAGUCACCAUUUGAUAACCUUAUUUUGAUAAUAAUUUUAACAGAAAAGUUGCAGAGUACAAGGAGCUCUUGUUUAUCUUUACCCAGUUUCAACCAUCAUGGACACUUUAUCCCAUUUGCUUUAUCGUCUCUCUCUUUCUCUGCAUAUAUAUAUGUGUACACGUAUCUAUACAUGCAUAUGUAAUUUUUUUUCCAAACCAAGAGUUAGUCAGAGACAUGAUGCCCCUUUACCCAAAAGGCUUCAGGGUGUAAUUCCUAAGAACAAGGACGUUCUGUUACGCAACCGCAGUGCACUGAUCAAAGUCAGGAAAUUGAACAUUGCUACAAAGUUAUUUCCACAGUCCUCGUUCCACUUUUGUCAAUUGUUCCAAUAAUGUCUCCUAUGGCUAUUUUUCUUUCCUGCUCCAGGAUCCAAUCCAGAAUCACACAUUGCAAUUUAGUUGUUAUAUAUUCUUAGUUUCUUUUCAUCUGGAACAGUUCAGUUCCUCAGCUUUUCUUUGUAUUUCUUGACCUUGACAUUUUUUGUAGAACAUGGGCAAUUCAUUUUGUGGAAGGUCCCUUAGUUUGAGUUGGUCUGAUGUUUCAUCAUGAUUAGAGGAAGGUUGUGCAGUUUUGGCAAGAAGACCUCAGAAAGGAUGUUGGGCCCUUCUCCGUAUACCGCAGCAGGAGGCACAUGAGGUCAGGUUGGCCCAGUCAACAAUCUUACCUUUACUUUGUAACAACAGCAGAAUGUUCUUUUAGCUUUACUCUUCUCAUUUGGCAGGUAUCUUGCAUUGCAGUAUGAUUUUCUGUUUUGCACAGGCAUAAUAAUGUGAAGUUUAUAUUUUUGAUUAAUUGCAAAUAACCAAAAUGCAAUAAACUGGUGUUUUUUUUUUUUCUUUUUUUUUAAGGAAGCAUGUUUAAAAUAAUAUGUGUUGGGGCUCCUGGGUGACUCAGUCGGUUAAGCAUCUGACUUCGGCUCAGGUCAUGCUCUCACGGUCUAUGAGUUCGAGCCCUGCGUUGGGCUCUGUGCUGACAGCUCAGAGCCUGGAGCCUGCUUCAGAUUCUAUGUCUCCCUCGCUCUCUGCCCCUCCCCUGCUCAUGGUCUGUCUCUGUCUCUCAAGAGUGAAUAAAUGUUAAAAUUUUUUUUAAAAAUGUGUUAAUGUUCACUUAUGGGGUUUUAAUGUCAACUGGUAUACUUAGAUUGAAACCAAAUCUAUUUCAGACAAAAACGAGAAAACUAUAUAUUUGUAAAUAAUUUUAAGAAUAUGCAAGUUAAGACUAAAAAAAAACUUCCUGACACAAUGAACAUAUUUGGAAAAUAGUAACAUCAAUAUAUCCUUAGAGUGUCAAGACUUUUAUGAUUAACAUGGUGAUAUGCCAGGCAAUACAUAUAAAACCAGAAGAAACGUAUGACUUAGUGGGGAGGAGUGAAUUAUCAUCUACAAUGCGCAUCUUAAGAGUAACUGCUAUAUAACAAUUUUAGGCAGAUUCUCAGAGCCUGACAGAGGGGGGUCAUGGGACUGGUUGUGCCAAGGGGAAGAAGCUGAAAAUGGAGCCAAAGAAGAUUUUAAAAUCAGAGCUGUGUCAACAUGCAUAAAUUCACUUGCUUUGAAGAAGCUGCAAUGGGAUUCAGGAACCGGUAGUUACUGUUGCUGAGCAGUGUGACUCCGAGUUUACAAAAGCUCUGCUGCAGACGUCCAAGUUGGCCUGACUACGAAGAAGCAGGUGGACUCAUGUGAAGGAACACACCUGGAGCGGAACAAGCGGUUCUGCUCUCCUGGCAGCAACGGACAACAACGUGCAUCACGGGGAGCCGCGUCGGACAGGACCCGCGUAGGACUGGGCCUGUGGGAGGGGCUUUAGGGGAGUGUUUAAGGAAGCCAGGUGAUCUCUGGAUUGGGUGCUGGCUGGAAGUGAGGGAUUUCCAAGGUAGGGAGUCUUCAUACAUCUUCCCGAGAAGCAGGGAAGACCAGAGAAAGGCUGUGAUUGGUAAAGGAGCAGCAGUCACUCCUAUUGGCCAGGAUUCGGGGAUGUGUGGAGACUGUUGUGGUUUGGACAAGGUUCACUUGUUCUCCGUGUUCGGACAGGAUUACGGAGUGGUCUUGUUUUUGUCUUGUCCCAUCCUGGUCACAGAGUGGCCUUGUCUGAUGUUGGUGUUCUGGGGAAUUAUUUAUGUUCAUUGGAAGAUGGCCCGGGCCAGUUCCCAUAUGGCAGGGGCUGCUUUUCUGUGUCAGACUUCACUUUCAGCCAAGAGCAGACAAGGUCAGGCCAGAGGAUAUGAAUCCCUGAUAUCCACAUUUUCACCAUCGCCAAGAUUUUGAUUAGGAGGUUGUUUCAAGAGUGCAGGCAGUGGGGGGCUUGGGUGGCUUAGUCGGUUAAACGUCUGACUCUUGAUUUCAGCUCAGGUCAUGGUCUCACGGUUGGCGAGUUGGAGCUCUGUGAAUUCGUGGGGCUCUGCGCUGGUGGCUUGGAGCCUGCUUGGGAUUCUCUCUUACCCUAUCUCUCUGCCCCUCACCCACUCGUGUAUGUGUGAAGUCUGUCUCUCCCUCAAAAAUGAAUAAAUAAACAUAAAAAAAAAGGGUGCAGACAGUAGUUUGGUAAAUUUCUCCUGCUUUUCUGUUGCAGGAUAUGUUGCUGAAUUAUCUGGUGUGACAAAAGCUGCACAGGAUACACUGGUCAAUUGUAACACAAACAAUUCCCACAAACAAAAUGAUUAUUCAUCCUGUAACAGGAUUUAUCCUGGCCUCCAAGCCAGGGGCCUAGCUUAUAAAACCCAGACAAUGAGAACACAUUCCAGAAUCUAAAUAGGUACUCACAGCCCAGUUGGAGACGUUUAAAGAGGCCUCAAGACCUUGGUUCCUGUCCAUGACCUACCUUUAAUAAUCUUGCCAGGAUUCUGUCAUUGGUAGGUAAUACACUACAUUGUGAGCAUCUUUACAAUAACUCCUAAAAUUACCUCAACAAGUCGGCUCCAUUUCAAGGCCCAUUUAUCUCUGAUGUUGUGCUAAUGUCGCGAAGCAUUGUUGUUAAACUCCACGUUUGUUACAGCUAUCCGAUGAGCUAAUGGCAAAGCAACUCAAGGAAUUUCAUUUCUAUUUCGCACCUUGCACAAGCAAGGUGAGGCACUUACACUGGCCACUGCUGCCUGCACCACAGGACACAAGCUGCUGAGCAGGACUGGCUACAUAAUUUGCAGGCUCAGUGCAAAAGAAAAACACGGGGCCCCUCGUUCAAAAUUACUAAGAAUUUCAAGAAAGUGAGAGCAGAGAAACCAAGUGCAGGGCCCUUCUGAGCGUGAGGCCCUGUGCCAACGCAUAGGUUACAUGCCCUAGAGGCCCACCCUGCCACUGACUGGCAAGCAGCCCACUUGAGACCUUUGGAGUCCUACUGUUCCUGCAGUGUGACAAGGGACAACUGUAUCCCCCUGACCUGACUCCAGAGGAGUGGCAAGAACUGGAGAAUAUCCCAGGAUGAAAGCAGGAGCUGCAGACUACGCUGUAGAGACUGAAGGCAAUUCCUGUGGAGCUUCCGGACGCCCAGAGACUCACAUAAGACUGAUGGGAUGAUGGAGUCAUUUGCCUAGUAAUACUGUCAGUGGAAUAAAGGAGGCCUUCAGUGCGCAGAAAUUGAUGUUCUCUCCUUUGCCACAUCGUGUUGAAUACCAGCCAUAAGCCCCAACUCAAAGACAAGCCCACAACGGAAAGGUUCACUGCCUUGAACAGAGGCAUCCGUAAUGGUGGAGCAACUCUGAAAUCUGUAAUUAAAUCAACAUUAACAGCCUUA
Neofelis nebulosa (Clouded leopard) is the source of this 7334-nucleotide messenger RNA. It is a transcript of the gene MBTPS2, whose product is annotated as membrane bound transcription factor peptidase, site 2. Gene Ontology annotation, cellular component: cytoplasm; membrane. Gene Ontology annotation, biological process: regulation of response to endoplasmic reticulum stress; membrane protein intracellular domain proteolysis. Gene Ontology annotation, molecular function: metalloendopeptidase activity; protein binding. Lineage: Eukaryota; Metazoa; Chordata; Mammalia; Carnivora; Felidae. Bases 130 to 1722 code for a protein of 530 amino acids. The record is from RefSeq and is a predicted model, not a curated record. The transcript is spliced from 21 exons.